GACCAAUUGUGAAUAAAGACCGGGGGGAGAAAACAAGAAAAAAACACACCACUCAUUCCAGGAAUAAUGUCCGUUUUGCUGAGGGAAAUAGGGAGGAUCUAUCCACAUGCUGCCACCGAGUUUGAAAGGUUUGGCAUCAUCACUGAUACGGAGAUCCAGUCGCUGAGCAGAGAAGAUCUGAAUGAACUGUUCGGUGGCCGUCAGAAUUUUAAAAUGAGAAAGGCCAUCCACGAAUUAAUAAACAAACAGAAGCCAAUUGAUCUGCAGUUAAAGGAACUCAAGGCUCUCAUUCGACAUGAGUCUUUGAAGGAUGCUUUAGGUGAGAAUGGGUUCCUGUGUAACUACCUCUUCAUCAUAAGGGACUUGAAGAACCAAAUGGACAAAGCCCAGACAUUCUUUGAUGCUCAUAUUGAUCUAAUGGAGGAAUAUGCCAAUAAGAAAACAUCCAAGUCAGUCAAAGAUGGUCCCUCAGGCAGAAGUAUUGCUGUAAUGGACAACACAACCCAAACUGAUGACCGUCCUCAAGAAACACAAGUUCAUACCUUGGCGAAGCAGGACAGCAGCAUCUCUAAGUCAUCACAGAGACAUGUGGGAUCUGUUCCAGGGGCUUCUUCUGCCACUAAACUGAGAGAAGUGAAGUUCCAGUCUGUUGUAAGUGGUGAAACCUUUGGCAGUCAUCAAACCAUAUUGGACCGCGUGAGAAAUAAGGGUGGGCUUAAACUGGUCGAGGCCAAUGGAAGCCAGGAUUGCCAGAUCAUCAUUGUCUUCUGUCCAGUGCUGUCACGCAUUAUGUCAGAUGUGUAUAAUGCCAUGGAAAACAUUCCAGAUGAUAAACCAGUCAUUCUUGUGCUGAUGCAUCACACACACAACGUCUCCUGCAUUGUCCCCAUGAUGUCUGCAUCACGAAAAAGCUUUAAAAUGGUGUUGGCUGUCAACGUGCUCUACCAUGAGACAGCGCAUGGAUUACUAAAUUGUGCAAGGAAUGAUGCGGCAGUCUCUGAAAUGCUAAGACUGGGUCACUGUGCACUGGAACAUGGGCUGGCACUGGUUGGUAAGCACCCGGAUGGGAAAUGGACCUGUGGAGAGGCAGAAAAUGUGAAUCACGCUUUGAUGGAAUGCACCAACUAUCACACAGAGAGAAGCCUCAUGCAAGCAGACCUGUCAGAAAUUGGAGUUAUAGAUCAUUCAUUGAAAUCAAUAUGCGCAACAUUGCGAAACAACAGGAACUGUUAUUAAUUUUCUCCAUUGCACUGGACUCCACAUAAGGAUUUAGCUCAUUCAAUGGAGUUCUACAAAUGCCCCGUCGAGGGCAGCAAUAAGCCGUUGCUGCGUCUAGUUUGCUGCAAAUUCAACAGAAGAAGACUUUCAAAGUUUGGCAAACGCAAACAACGCCGCGGCUAUUGUCUGUUGUAAUGAAGUGUCAGGCGGUUUUAUUGAUCAUGUUUCGCACCGCUCUUCAAUAUCAUCUGGGUUUAUUGCUGCAUGAUUCUUACUCCUCGAACAAAUGCAAACAUUAAGUAUUUCUCAUGAUAUUACAAAUAACAGUGAAACGGACGCAGUGGCAUCGCGGUGAUAUAGAUUAAAAUCUGUAAAACCAAGUUUGCUAUGAAGGUUUUUGAACGUGAAUUGAUAAUUCAUAUUCAUCUAUAUGUGAAUAGCAUUUUAGAAGCUCCACUUUUUUAUUCAUCGUAUUCUCUUAGUUGAUAUAAACCCCGUUGGUUGAAUCCAGGUCCACAUACGGCUCUGGGCUAUCCGUUGUUUACAAACAGGCCGCUUCCGGAGUUCAAAAUAAGCAUCUGAGCCACCCGCAAACGACUUGAUUAUAAACGACAUUUUUAAUUUUACCAAAGAUGUAUAUACACAUUUCGUAAAACAACAAACGAGUAACACGGCGAUAUUUCACACAACGUCGUUCACCACAACAGCUAGGGUAAAGGCUCAAUUAGCGUUAGCUCGCUAGCGGUAA
Lampris incognitus (smalleye Pacific opah) is the source of this 1966-nucleotide messenger RNA. RefSeq lists its product as uncharacterized. Bases 67 to 1236 code for a protein of 389 amino acids. The transcript is spliced from 10 exons. The record is from RefSeq and is a predicted model, not a curated record. NCBI's taxonomy places the organism in Eukaryota, Metazoa, Chordata, Actinopteri, Lampriformes, Lampridae.